UGCCUACACAAUUUCCUGUCUUUCGUAUCUUCCUAUUUGCAUAGCAUUUUCGCUCAUCAGAAUUCCUGAAAGCGAAGAUGUGUGCUAAGUUUGAUAAAAAACUUGUACAGAAUAACACUGAAGAGAAAGGAAAAUUUUUUAAGAAGCUUGGCUUGGUUUGGAAGUUUAUCUUCAAGCCUAAGAAUAAGGAAUCUCCGGACACUAAACCAUCCUCCCCUUUGGAUGCAUCCAAGUUGGCGGAAGCCCCGGUGCCGGAGGACGGGAGGAGAAAACAUGCACUGCUUAUCGGGGUGAGUUACAAAGGCACGAAGUAUGAGCUCAAGGGAACUAUCAAUGAUGUAAAGACAAUGAAGGAUUGGUUGAUUAAUAACUUUGGAUUUAAGGCAGAGAACAUUCGCAUUCUCACAGAAGAAGAGCCAAAUGAAGAAUUGAAACCAACAAAGGAGAACAUUCGGAACUCAAUGAAAUGGCUUGUGAAGGACUGCGGAGGACGUGACUCCUUGGUGUUCUACUUCUCCGGACAUGGCUUGCGACAACCGGAUUUCGAGAAUGAUGAGCGCGAUGGGUUCGAUGAAACUAUUUGCCCGAUCGAUUAUCUCACAGCAGGCAUGAUCCUUGACAAUGAAAUUUAUUCCACCAUUGUUCGCCCACUUCCUGAAGGUGUCACACUCCAUGCAAUUGUUGACGCUUGUCAUAGUGGAACUGUUCUUGAUCUAUCUUAUGUCUACAACAGAGAAACGAAGACGUGGGAUGACAACAGUCCACCAUCUGGUGUUAAAAAAAAUACAAGUGGUGGAUUGGCGAUUACAAUCAGUGCUUGUCGAGAUGAUCAAAUGGCUGCAGAUACUGAUGCCUUCAGUGAAGAUGAUGUGAAAAUGAGUGGAGCUUUAACCCAUACUCUGACAAGUCAUGUGAGCAAAGGCAAUGAAAUAACAUAUGGUAAACUACUUGACGCCAUCUAUAAGGACAUUGAGGACGCUGACAAACGAGGCUGGAUAGUCGGCAGGCUCUUGAGAAAACUGUUCAAUGCGAGGUUAUUACAGAAGCCUCAACUUUCUACCUCUGAACCCUUUGAUGUUUAUCAGAAGCGUUUCUAUUUAUAACAAGCCAGAAGAUUUGCUGUUGGAGGAAUGAGAAUUGAUUGAAUUACAUGACUAUGAAAUGAAAUAAGGUUGUCUUUGUGAAUAUACGCCAUGUCAUGAACCCAAUAUGAGCUGCUGAAUCCUAUAUUGAUCAUCUCUUCUGUGCACCAUAUAUCCUCUGCAUGUCAUGUAUACAAAUGCAACAUAGAGGAGAAAUGGGGAAGAAAGGAUGUAUUAUUUUAUAAUAUGUACGUAUGUGUGUCCUGAAUUAUCUUCAAAAGUUAAGUUUUUUUUUUUUUUUUAAAUGAUAGCUUUUAUA
Messenger RNA from Hevea brasiliensis (rubber tree), 1401 nucleotides. Its product is annotated as metacaspase-1. The coding region runs from base 78 to 1103 and encodes 341 amino acids. Gene Ontology annotation, molecular function: cysteine-type endopeptidase activity. The record is from RefSeq and is a predicted model, not a curated record. The transcript is spliced from 5 exons. Gene Ontology annotation, biological process: proteolysis. Lineage: Eukaryota; Viridiplantae; Streptophyta; Magnoliopsida; Malpighiales; Euphorbiaceae.